UUAAUGAAAGCGUAUCACAGUCACAUUUGGUCCAUAUUUCAUUAUAUUUUUAUUUUUUCUGUGGCUCAUUUUUAAAUUUAAAGUUAUUGAAUAAAUGGCAGAAGAAAAUCCAACCGAAAAGCAUUGCGAAUUAUGCAAUGUUGCAAUUAUUCUUCUCUUACCAGUGUCUACGGAAUGGAAAUUAUUCAUACGUGAAAAAAUAACCAAAGAUUAUGACAUCAAUAAAAUUUGUGCAAAUUGCUGGAAAGGUGUUACAUCAUUCCAAAAUGACAUCCGUUUUGCAAAUUUAGCAAAUUAUGCUAUGAAGAAUGAACGAAACCUAAGUGAUGUAUGUAAUCUAUGUUGCAGCCCCGUUCUUUCAAAUGAACCAGUUAGUUCGUUCCAAUUGUCUUUUUUAAGCGACACAUAUGGGAUAAAUUUGGAGUCUACCGAUAAAAUAUGCACGAACUGUAAAGAUUCUUUGGCAAAAUAUAUGGAACAAGUUGAUUGGUGGAAUGCGAUGAUGGGUGGUUUUAAAAAGGCGCCAACAUUGGAAAAGCUGUUCAAACGUGAUCAUCAAUCGUUCUGUGUUCUUGACUAAUGAAAUUUAACGUUUUGCACAGAUUUCUCUAGUUUCCAUGACAGAAAAAUUAUCCAUUUAAAUGGAUUUUCGUGUUGUCUUGCUAAAAUACCGAUCAUGCAAAUUUCGAAGAUUAUAAUUUUAUCUCUAGAACUGUCAUUCCUCAAUGGUGGGUGAUUUCAGAAGACAAGUAGUGAAGAGUGGUUAUGGUAUAUCAGAUUUUGACUCGUCGCCGUGUCCACAGACAGAAACAUCAUCAUCUGGAUCACCUUCAGACUCGCUAAAGUCUAGUGAACAUUUGAAUACAUCAUCACCAGAAGCAGAAACAGAAAUUAUUGUCAUGAGUUCAACAUCCAAUAGUCCAACUGAUCCAACAGCCAAUAGUCCAAAUAAUUUGCCGAAUUAAGGCGAAAGUUGCAAAAAGUUCACACAACGCUUUUUUUUCUGUGUGCCUUUUGCACUUUAUUUCUUUUCAUUGCAUGGUAUUUUCUCUCUCUCUCUCUUAAAUUUUCAAUUAUCGUAUUAUUCAAAAUAAAUUAAAAUAUUUUUUUUGUGUACUUGAAAAGGUGUUUCCUACUACUCAUUUUUUCAGAUCUUUCACAGGAAACCUUGACCAAAUGCGGUUUCGUAAUGUAAAUAAUGAAAUGAGAAUACAUGCUUUUAUUUGUUUCAGUCA
Contarinia nasturtii (swede midge) is the source of this 1235-nucleotide messenger RNA. RefSeq lists its product as uncharacterized. The transcript has 4 exons. NCBI's taxonomy places the organism in Eukaryota, Metazoa, Arthropoda, Insecta, Diptera, Cecidomyiidae. Bases 95 to 580 code for a protein of 161 amino acids. The record is from RefSeq and is a predicted model, not a curated record.